Amorphotheca resinae ATCC 22711 is the source of this 1326-nucleotide messenger RNA. RefSeq lists its product as hypothetical. The record is from RefSeq and is a predicted model, not a curated record. Lineage: Eukaryota; Fungi; Ascomycota; Leotiomycetes; Helotiales; Amorphothecaceae. The transcript is spliced from 3 exons. Gene Ontology annotation, biological process: secondary metabolite biosynthetic process. Bases 1 to 1326 code for a protein of 441 amino acids. Gene Ontology annotation, molecular function: monooxygenase activity; FAD binding.
AUGGCUACAAGCAACAAUCUUCCUGCCUCGGGGAUCCGUGUUAUCGUUGUCGGGGCAGGUUUUGCUGGUCUUACUGCAGCAAUCGAGUGUCAUCGCAAAGGCCACUCAGUCCUCCUCCUCGAAUCCUUCCCAGAGUUGAAGCUCCUUGGCGAUAUCAUAAGCUUCGCUCCCAACUCUGGUAAGAUCUUCGAGCGCUGGCCGGGUGUGGACGCAAAGCUCGAUCCCAUCAUCCACAAGAGCGAUGGUUUGCUUUACAAGACGUAUCUCGGAGAAAACCUUUUCAAGCAGACUUGGACCGCCGAGGAGAGAGCAUAUGGCAAAGCGUAUAAUGGACACCGCGGUGAGAUCCAUGAGAUCGUAUAUCAACAUGCUUUAGAUAUAGGAGUUGAUAUUCGCCUCGGUCACAAAGUCGAAGAUUAUUUCGAGACAGAAACCGAAGCAGGUGUGAUCGCGAAUGGUGAAAGAUUCGUUGCGGAUGUAGUCCUGGCUGCCGACGGUGUGCGUUCGAAAGGGCGAACGAUCGUCCUUGGCUAUGAAGAUAAACCGAAAUCUUCAGGAUACGCAAUAUGGCGCUGUUGGUUUGAUUCGGCAGAACUUGCAAAGGAUCCAGACACUGCUUGGAUGGUUAAUGAUGGUGAUAAGCAUUGCGCAUGGCUUGGUCCUGAUAUCCAUUUCAUUGCUGCAUCUGUAAAGAACGGGAAAGACUUCAGUUGGGUUUGCACUCAUAAAGAUGACGCAGACAUUGAGGAGAGCUGGCAAUUCCCUGCUCCACUAGAAGACGCACAAAAAGCCUUGGAAGGGUGGGAUCCAGUACUCCAAAAGAUUCUGAAGGCAACUCCUUCGCCACUUAUCGAUUGGAAAUUGGUGUAUCGAGAUCCACUUCCCACCUGGAUCUCCCCAAAGCGGCGAACUGCUCUGAUUGGAGAUGCGGCUCAUCCUUUCCUACCAACUUCCAUCCAAGGUGCUAGUCAAGCUAUGGAAGACGGAGCUACGAUAGCUGUUUGUUUGACGAAGAGCGGGAAAGCAAACGUUCAAGAAGGCAUUGCGGCAUUUGAAGCAUUGCGAUACGAGAGAGUGAGAGCAGCACAGAAAACCGGAGAGCGAACCAGGAAGACUUGGCACAAGGCGAAUUGGGACGAGGUGAGGAAGAACCCGGAAAGCAUGAAAUUGAAGAGAGAAUCAUGGCUUUUGGGCUUCGACGCCGAGCUAUAUGCAGAAGAACAUUACGCUGCUACGGUGGCAUUGUUGAAGGAUCCGUCAAAUAAUGUGACUGCUGCAAGGGAGUAUAAUAUGCCUAGAAUGGCAGAACUCGCUGCCUCGCUGUAG